Molecule: messenger RNA, 222 nt
Organism: Knipowitschia caucasica
Lineage: Eukaryota; Metazoa; Chordata; Actinopteri; Gobiiformes; Gobiidae
Source: the annotation of a GenBank genome assembly
AUGAAAAAGAAAAAGGCGCAGGUUUUCAACGUGUGGGACAGGAUCUCCUACCAGGACACCAACUACAGGCGCUCUAUUCCAGCUGAAGAGCGCCUGUCCAUCUGUCUGCGGUUUCUUGCCACUGGGGACUCCUACAGGACCAUUGCGGGGAGCUUCAGAGCGGGCAUAUCCACCGUCUCCAUGCUCAUCCCAGAUGUGGUGGCAGCCAUCUGGGACUUCUAG